Molecule: messenger RNA, 1659 nt
Organism: Monascus purpureus
Lineage: Eukaryota; Fungi; Ascomycota; Eurotiomycetes; Eurotiales; Aspergillaceae
Source: the annotation of a GenBank genome assembly
AUGGCGACUAUUGCCUCGCCAUCACCCUCUCCUUGGCCGAAACGCCGUGCCCGGGCCUGGGCUAUUCGAUGCGAACGGUAUUUCUGUCUACUAGGGACGUAUUUCCCCUUAGCCUUCGUCUACAGUCUUACUACAUGGGCGGUAUAUGUGGAGGCCGGUUUGGGAUUCAAGUCUUCUCGGAGCAACUGGAUCGGAAUCCCCAGUUCGAUAGUUGGAGUCGCUCUUUAUCUCAUACUCAAUGCCUGCUAUAGCGUGGCCGUGUUCACUGACCCCGGAUCGCCGUCGAUGGUCAACACUCGCGGGAAGGGUGGUCGACAACACCAGUACAGUGUUUUACCGGUCACAGAACCGGCAGAGUAUACGGCCUUCACUGUGAGCUCCACCGGGGGCUCUCGAUUUUGCAAGAAGUGCCAGUGUCCCAAACCGGAUCGGGCGCAUCACUGCUCCACAUGCAAGCGUUGUGUGCUGAAGAUGGACCAUCAUUGUCCCUGGCUGGCAACUUGUGUGGGUCUGCAUAAUUACAAAGCAUUCUUGCUAUUUCUCAUAUAUACGACUCUGUUCUGUUGGGUUUGUUUUACUGUUUCGGUGUUGUGGCUCUGGGCUGAGAUCUUUAGUGACUGGGCACCCUCAGAUGCUGGGUUGCCUGUCAGUGUCGUGAUCCUAUCCCUCCUGGGAGGUGUUAUUGGGUUGGUACUGACGGGAUUUACGGCCUGGCACAUCAGCUUAGCCGUUCGGGGUAUGACUACCAUUGAAAGUUUGGAGAAAACGCGCUACGUGUCCCCGUUGCGCAUGGCCUUUAACGGACGUCGAUUUGGAGGUCAAAAUGGCCAGUCCUUGGGGGAUACCUUUGGCCAGCGGCUGCAGGAUUACGGGAAUCAGAUUCUGGAAGCUCAUGCGAAUGCGAUUCCUGGCGUCACUCGAGCGGAGGAAGGAGAGGAACGGGCUUCGCCCACCCCAGAGCCACGCCCUGUCCCUCUCCCGUCCGAUGAUGCGGAUCUUGCGCACCAUAAUACGAACAACUUUACCCCUGCACAACAGUCCUUGUUCCGUUCUUAUGCCGACUUUGAGAGGCGACGCGAACAAGAUCGAUACCAGGACUACCUGGACGAGAAAGACAGCGACAAGAUGCCCUGUGCAUUUGACUUAGGCUGGCGCCGCAACCUAAUACAUCUGUUCGGUGACCGGCCACUUCUAUGGUUCAUCCCCGUCCACACCACUUCGGGAGACGGUUGGCAUUGGGAACCGAGUAAGAAGUUUCUGGAAGCACGAGAGCAGCUCAGAGUAGAGCGAGAACGCGAACUGGCUCGUGAACGGCAGUACUACCAGGAUCUAUACCGACGUAAUAUGAAUAACAGCAGAGCCUGGUUAGGAGAUGCUGCACCUCGGACACCUUCGUUGGGCAUACCUAACAGGCACAGUUUUAACGACUCGGAGAGACCCGGCACGGGAGUGUCCAUGAAGACCCUGGCUCCAAUGUCACCUCGUUCGAGCCGGGAGGAUACUGAAUCUGAGGAGGAGAAUAAUUUCGACGAGAACAACCUCCUUCUGAACCGGGGAAGCAAAGUUCCCGCGUCAAGUGAUAAUAGAAACGAGGCGUCAAAAUUGAAGCGGACAAAGGGGCAUAGAGAAGAGACGGAUGAAUGGAGCCAUUGGGAUUAG